UUGAAAACCAAAAAGGAGAUUCACACUGUUGCGAGGCCAGCUAGUAAGCUGUUAACCUGUGUUCUAUUAAGCCUUUGGACUUUGGCUAAUCAAGAGUGCUUUCGAAGUAUCGCCGUUAGAUUUGGAGCUAAUAAACUUACUGCAGGUGCUGCAGAAAACGCUAAGGUGGGAGUCCUGAGAAACCAAACAGAAGAAUCCAUCCAGUUGUGGCUGUAAAGAGCUUUGUAUAUGUCUGUGAAGGAUUAUAGGCAAGGUGUUCCUAUGACGCCAGAGAGACAACUGUAUGACGCCUACGAGACGUCCCUAAACGCAUCCGAGACGUCCAUGUUAUGUCUCGAACGCCAGUUUAAGAACAAUAGACCAAAACAACAUGUCUUAAAGACGUUCUAAUUAGUAACAACCGGUCUCUAAAAGACGUCUGUUAGACUUUUGCAAACGUCUUUAAGGUGUCUCGAAAGUUGAGAUCGGACGUCCUAAACACAUCUUUGAGACGUCUUUGUGCUAUUUGGGUCCAGACUACACUGUCACCAUAUCUAAAGCAGGAAGCUUUUUAUAGUAUUGAUAGUUCUCUAGUCAAUGACUUCAGUGACAUAUACAAUGAUUAUAUUUUAUCUUUUUUUAUAUAUUUUAGUAUAAUUACGUGUGAUUUGAACUUGUCAGUAUUAUUUUUAUCUUUUGAAUGUGUCCGGUUUGUUUUAUUUAGUAUUAAUGCUGAGUGUUUACUUUUUGUCCAUUGGAAGUUUUUCCUUUUUGACUUAUGUGAAUGCUUUUGCAUGCCCAACAUCAUUAAAUAUCAUUAUUUUUAUUAUUAAAAUUUAAAUAAUAAAAAAUGAAUCGCG
Messenger RNA from Acanthoscelides obtectus, 839 nucleotides. NCBI's taxonomy places the organism in Eukaryota, Metazoa, Arthropoda, Insecta, Coleoptera, Chrysomelidae. The record is from the annotation of a GenBank genome assembly.